Paraphaeosphaeria sporulosa is the source of this 1831-nucleotide messenger RNA. Its product is annotated as glycoside hydrolase. The coding region runs from base 89 to 1831 and encodes 580 amino acids. The record is from RefSeq and is a predicted model, not a curated record. The transcript is spliced from 3 exons. Gene Ontology annotation, molecular function: alpha-amylase activity. Lineage: Eukaryota; Fungi; Ascomycota; Dothideomycetes; Pleosporales; Didymosphaeriaceae. Gene Ontology annotation, biological process: oligosaccharide catabolic process.
CGUGAGAUUUGCUUCCUGACAGUACUUCCUCUAGUAGCUCAAACCCGCGGCCAAGCCAAAAUUGACCGUGCAUCCACUUACUCCCGCAAUGUCGCAAGGCCAUGAUCGGGUCUGGUGGAAAGAAGCAACCUUCUACCAGAUCUACCCUGCGUCGUUCAAAGACAGCAAUGGCGAUGGGUGGGGGGACCUCCCCGGCAUCCUCGAGAAAAUUGCCUACAUUGCUUCGCUAGGCGUAGACGCAGUAUGGCUGUCUCCCAUGUUCGACUCCCCCCAGGUGGACAUGGGGUACGAUAUAAGCGAUUACGAGAAAGUCUACGCGCCGUACGGUACGGUGGAAGACGUAGAGGCGCUGAUUAAAGCUUGCCACGCGCAUGGCAUGAAGCUUAUCCUCGACCUCGUUGUAAAUCACACCUCUUCGCAACAUGCGUGGUUCCGCGAGUCUCGCAGCUCAAAGAGUAAUCCAAAGCGCGACUGGUACUUCUGGCGGCCCGCGCGGUACGACGAGGCUGGCAACCGGCGCCCGCCUACCAAUUGGCGCAGCUACUUCGCCGGCUCCACGUGGACCUGGGAUGAGGAAACGCAGGAGUACUAUCUGCAUUUGUACGACGAAAGUCAACCGGAUCUGAACUGGGAGAACGAGGACUGCCGACGUGCGAUAUAUGAUUCUGCGAUGCGGUUCUGGCUAGACAAGGGGAUUGAUGGGUUCCGAGUCGACACCGUGAAUAAGUACUCCAAAUACGUGGACUUCAGCGACGCGCCGAUUACAGAGCCGGGAAGCGACGUCCAGCCCGCGGCGCAGUUUUGGUGCAAUGGCCCUCGGAUACAUGAGUUCAUUCGGGAGAUGAAUGGGGAGGUCUUGUCGAAGUACAGUACAUUCGAUGGGCUACCUGUAGUCACGGUGGGCGAGCUUUCGAUGACGCCGGAGCCUGGAGGCGUGCUGUGCUAUGUGAGCGCAAAAGCGAAACAACUGGAUAUGGUGUUUCAGUUCGACAUUACACAUCUGGGGCAGGGGCCGCCAGGGUCAGACAACAAGUACGCCGGCACGGCAUGGAAGCUCCCCCAACUGAAGCGCAUUGUGGAGAAGUGGCAGACGUUCAUUGAAGGCACGGACGGGUGGACGACGGUCUUCUGCGAGAACCACGACAACGGGAGAAGCGUCUCGCGGUACGGCAGCGACGUGCCCGAGUGGCGGGAGAAGAGCGCGAAGAUGUUGGCGGUGUGCUUUGCUGCGCAGACAGGCACGCUGUUUCUGUACCAGGGACAGGAAAUUGGCAUGGUGAAUGCCCCAAGGGAGUGGGAGAUCGAAGAGUACAAAGACGUCGAGUCGCAGAACUACUGGAAGGAAGCGGUGCGACUAUCAGAGGACGGAACGGAUCCCACGCGCAGAGAAAGGAUCAUGCGUGGUCUGCAGCUCAUGGCUAGAGAUCAUGCGCGCUUGCCGUUUCAGUGGAACUCAACUGCUAAUGGUGGCUUCUCGAACGGCCGGCCGUGGAUGCGCGCGCAUGAUCUGUAUCGGGAGAUCAACGUCGAAGUCCAGGAGCAGGACACGAAUAGUGUAUUGUCUUUUUGGAAAUUGCUAUUACGGUUACGCAAGGACCACAAGGAUGUGUUCGUCUACGGUGCGUUUGAGCUGCUGGAUGCGGAUAAUCUAAACACCUUCAUGUACAAGAAGCAGUAUCGGGAGAAGACUGCGCUGGUAGCGGCGAAUUUCACUGAAGAACAACAGCCGCUUCCAGAAGUGGGUGAUCUGAAGCUCUUACUGAGCUCAUAUCCGGAGUCAAGUCAAGAGAGGCUGCAUCCGUAUGAAGGGCGGAUCUACAUCAAUUACUAG